Molecule: messenger RNA, 4596 nt
Organism: Desarmillaria tabescens
Lineage: Eukaryota; Fungi; Basidiomycota; Agaricomycetes; Agaricales; Physalacriaceae
Exons: 30
Coding region: 1-4596 (1531 amino acids)
Source: RefSeq, a predicted model, not a curated record
AUGAACGAUGUCCUAAUCUGGGUCAUGCCCCAAUGCGUUCCAUUGAAAAAGGCUGACCUAAAGUGCCUGGUUGUGAUCUCGCACGCUAACUUUAUCCGCUCCCAGCUGGCGAUUCCAUGGAUAUCGGUAUCUGCAUUCCGUGCAUCUGCAACUCAUGCAGAGCAAGAUUACAGCGUCGACUUGGAUCCCCAAUUACAAAGUGGAAUUGACAUCACUUCUGUAUGUACACCUAUGCAGACUCGUUUCACAACGCCACCUUCCAAUGUGCCUCUGGUACCUCAAGAACUAAUCGACGAAAUCAUUGAAGAAGCAAUUCUCACUUCUCCCGAUCCUAAGGAGACUGCGAUACAUUGCUCCCUCAUUUCACGAACCACACUCUCACACUCCCAGGCCAUUCUGUUCGACCAUAUCACUAUUAGCAUCAACAAUCCUCCCUCUGAAUGGCUCGACAUAUUCAUGGGAUGGCAGCACCUAGCAGCAGCUGUGCAGCAUCUCAAAAUUGAGGCCAUGGAAACUUCCUGGGUCAAUGACUUCGCCAUUCUUAUGUCUUUGAUAGCCACCGAGACAACACCUUUGAAGAAGUUGUUCGUCUGCGAUUGCAACAUUCGUUUCUUAAUCGACUGCGGAGCGUCCUGGGACCACGUCAAGACACUGUACAUGACCAGGUGCUACCAUGACCCUGCAUCAAUAUUAAAAUGGAUCCAAUCAUUGCCUUGCCUCCAUCACCUUCAUUACAUGGGUGACGCAUUCCAUCCGCUAUACAAUACGCCUAACGUAUCCGAGGUGGAUGUCAAUGCGCUGAAGCUGCUGAAACUCAACACAUUUAUGUGUUAUCCUACCUUCGCCUCCAGCGACAACUAUCCUAUCCUAUGGAUGCUGUUGCAGUUAAUGCCAGCCUUACAGAAGCUUUCUGCUUUCCUCUUCGUGGUCGAACCAUCCCAAUUUCUUUUGUUGAUGCAAAUCAUCAAAGCGUCUGCUUCCACUUUGGAAUGUUUGGCAACGAAGGACCAAACCAACACUGGACCUCUCGAACUUCGUGAAGUCACAAUUCGCAUCAAAUAUUCUUAUUCCGUGACACUGCCCGAUGCCGCUUUGCUCAUGCAUUUGAGUGAUAAAGUCAACAAAGGCCAAGUAGUCGGUGUGGGAGGAUGCUGCGACUUAAGGUACUACAGUCGAUGGGAGCUCUAUGACAUGCUACUUCACACCGCAGCCCUCGCGGCAUUGGAUAAAUGCUAUGUCGCUCGAGAGGAGUAUCGCAUGAUUAUUACAGAGGAACCUUUUGGGCCAGAUGAUAACACAUUGGUCAUCUGGGACGUCCACACUCGUAAUUCUUUGGACAGGAAUCCAAAAGAGUUGAACUUCCCCAUGGCCGAUAAUCCGAUACCUUUUUUGGAUUUAACACGACGAUUGCGUUUGCUGCAAAGCAAUCAGCGCAAGAAAAGGUGGAGGAUGAUAAAAAAUGGUGCUACGAAAGAAGAAGCGGAUCGCGUGUACCCUCCUCUCAGCUCUUAUCAGAGUAAAGAGGGUGAGUCUGCUGAAGACACAGCACGUCGGUUGGCCAGGAACGCAAAAAAAUCGGCAACUGCGAGGGUGCAUUACCGAGAGAGAGCUAAGACGUCCAGUGAAAAGCCGGUUACAUUGAUACAUUACCAACGUGACUCAAAUGGAUCUCUUCGCAAGCGCGCCGAUCUUGUCAGCGGUAUUCUUGGAAAAUAUAUCUGCGCUGCCGCCGACCAUUGUCUGUGGAAAGGUGAUCCGGACUUACAGUUCUAUGCUGGUUGUGUAACUGGAAAUGACGGAGGAAACGCAUUAGCCAAGGAAACAGAUUUUGUAUCACACGGCGAGAUUACUGUCGAGUUCCUUCAAAACGAGUAUAAUAUCGGUCCUUUUGUGGAAGUGGAGGAGCAUGACAGUGUCAAAAAACAAUCGGAUAGGACUAAUCCUACUGUGGCAACAACUGUCAGCAAUCUGGAUGAUGGUUCUCAGGCUAUGGCACACACCAAAUUCGUUGACACCGAGAAAUUUACGCUGCCAAGAGAGCAUGUUACUGAUCAAACUUGGGCAUUACUUCAUCAUGGUGGUACUUUAUCUCAUUGGCACAGAGAUACAGACGGCAAACUAACUCUCAUUAUGGUCGAUCAGGGGUGUAAAUUGUGGAUCGAGCAACACCCACAAAAGUCAUUAGCCCGGUCUGAGAUCGAUGCUUGGUUCGUUCAAUCCAUGGAAGACAACGAUGAGCCUUCCGACGGUGAUAUGAGUACGAUGGAGAUGUCUAAAUCUGGCACGAUACUGAUACUUCCUGGCGAUAUUGUUACAUUCCAUCUACACUCCCAUACCCUCGUUAACGAAAGGAGGUCGCAUGGCGACACGACAGCUCACUUGGGGGAUUUUACCACCAACGUCGAUCACAAAUCAGCACACACUUAUGCAGGCUUUUAUACGAAUGAUACUGAAUAUCAAGACUCUAAAGAACCGAUGUAUUGUCUUGCGAGCCCUUUUCCUGUAGUCCUGGAUGACAAGCUAGAGGAGAAACCUCAAGACAUCGCUAUGCGUAUUUGCAAACAUGUGGGUCUGGCUGGGAGAAACGUACAGCGUACUGUUUCAUUGUUGCAGCAGUUCUUAGAUAUUGGUCCUGUGGGACGAGCCCGCCACAAAGCUCUUCACACAAAUUGUAAAACUGCGACAAUUCUGCAGCAUCAGCCCGCUCUGUCUCUGCACGUGUUAGUUGUUUCUCGACCUGACAUCCAUAUUUUCAACGAGGAAGCAGUUGUGUUGAUAUGUUUCUCAGGAGAGAGACCCAGAUUGGACAAACUGCGUACUCAUGUCGACCUCAAUGGCAUCACUCAAAUGGACUUCAGCGGAGUCAUCCCGUGCAUCAUUAAAGUUACUGGGAUCAUCAUUCCAGGGCAAGAAGUGGGAACAUAUAGCUAUUAUUCUAUAGCGAUGGGUCCUCCUAAUUAUUCUUUCAGUCAUGUUGGCAGUAUGGUCAAGCAGCCAUCGGUGUUUCCGGCGGUUGUCGUAAAGCACAGCUCUCAUGAUGAUGGACUAAUAGUAGAUAUCAACUUCAACGAAUAUGAUAAGCUGUGCAACAUUUUUAAAUUUUCGUCUAGUUCUUGGUCCACCCGAAAGGCUUGGUCAUUAUCAGAAUGUUCUUUAACUGGACGUGUACAAACUGGUGCUCCGAUGUUGAGUAUCGCUGAGGAUCCAGCUGACGACGGCGAGUCUGGCUUGUCAAAAAUUCAACGCAUAUUAUUUGAAUCCAAGAAUGAGGUACCAGAGCUCAAUAAACUGCAGUGGUGCAGAAGCAUCUUAGACAUCACGAAAACGUUAACCAGAGAGGACAUUGACUGCCUUAAGAAUCGUUGCAGUACCUCUGUGUGGGCCGCUCUGGUAUUUUGCAAUAUUAGACGUACCGCAGCACGUACGUUGGAAGACACUCAUGUGUGCAAAGUCAGGAUAUCCGACUGGGACCUUUUUCCUGCACUGAUGGUGCCUGCAUGCAUGAAUUGUGUUAAGAAGAAACAUCCAUGCAGCUUUCAGUUCUCCAGGGCAUCGAAGUGUCGGGAAUGUGCCCUGUUCGGUGUCGCUUGUCCCAAGGGUGCCUCACAUAAGGGUGACUCGUCCUUACCUCCUCAUAUCGUUUCAGACCUGAAACGUUCAUCUCCGGACUCCGAUUGUCGGACGACCAUCCCCCCACACCGGAUCUUGCUUGGGAUCGGGAAUCGGGAAACCUUGGAAUUUUAUGAGGAAUGCCUUCACGCACUGUCAGCUAUUAUUCAUCUUACAAUGAUGAUCGACUUUCCUGAUGAACUGAAGCUGCGCAUUCUUCAAAGUGAUGCACUUUCUCCCUCGGACCUCCUGGCCUGCUGUCUCACGGGUACAUCCCUAUUGCCAUGUGCCCUAGAGGCAUUAUAUGCUCGUAUUCGCAUCUGCAAUACCUACAGAUUGUCGACGUGGAUUCAAUAUUUCCUUGACAAUCUGGAAAGAUGUACAUGGGUUUUCGAGAUACAGAUCGAAACCUGCUGGAUACCCACAGAUGGAUGGAACGAGCUCUUAAAUCUCUUUCCAAAUUUGAGGGCUAUCCAUUUUACCGAUGUCUAUCUUCCUCAUUACCUGGAAGAAUGGAGGAUAUCACCCCAUUUGCCUAUACAAUUCACAUUCACUCACUGCUACCUGACUGGCUCUGGUGUAUCCAAGAUUCUUGGUCUUGGCAAUGUCAACACCGUCGUUGUGAGAGAUGGAGUUGCCAUGGAGCCAUGCAAACUAACAGUAGAGAGUGGAAUGGAUUCAAUGCAAAAAAUCGAACAUUUCAUUCCCACCAUGUCAUUCGAGGACAUGGACCUCGAUGAAGCGAUUAGCUUGGCGGCAAUCUUUCCACGUAACUCCAUUGCGAUCGAUUCGAUACAUUGGAUCAUUCAUGGUUUCCACGUACCAUUCAAGAUGCCAAUCGAUAUCGGAAUCGUCGAUUUGAAUGAAAGACAUAUCCACUUUUUGGAUCUAUCGCGAUGUACUUCCCUGAAAGCUAUAUAUUGGUGUUCGACAUUCCCAAUUGCCAUAUAUGCUGUUGUCGUGCAUGAAUACCCUCCCAACGCCUAG